Messenger RNA from Didymodactylos carnosus, 825 nucleotides. The record is from the annotation of a GenBank genome assembly. Lineage: Eukaryota; Metazoa; Rotifera; Eurotatoria; Philodinida; Philodinidae.
AUGCCUUCUCCUAGUUAUUCUUGGGAUCCAGCAUUAACAUUUAAUUCUCAAAUUGGUCAGAAUACUUAUCAUUCGAUGCCUCAAGAAACCUCAGUAUCGAAUAAAACAAUAAAUAGGAAAUAUAGUUUGGAUUUAAAUCAAUCUAGUAACCCACCAUUACAAUUUCUAUCUCCGCGCAGUGAUCAAUCGCCUUUUUCUUCUCAUCAUUCCAGUUCAGAUAGUUUAUCAUCGAGUAUGAAUAAAGCAAGACAUUUGACCUUUCCUCAAUGUAUUAAAAUCUACAAUGAAAUAACAAAUAUCUGGCCAAUGCAACGAUGGCUCACAUUCAAUGAUAGUAAUGAACAAGAAACAUUUCUUAAAUUAAAUUGUCCACAGUCGAUGACGAUACAAAUGGCUAUUGAUAAACAUUGUUUCUUACCAGAAGAACGAUCAUUAAACACAUUACCCAAACUUUUAUUAAUUAAAAAUAUUCAACAAAAUUCUAAAAUAUUUGUUACACCAAAUUCCUCAAUAUCAUUAAAAAAUUUAGUUUCAAAUGAGACUGAAACUGAUGAUUUACUAAUGUAUAAAUUACUGGCAAUUAUAUGUGGAAAUGAUCCGGAGAUGAUGUUUUAUCGAGAGCCAAUAACAAACUAUUGGUAUCAUUAUAAAAAUGAACAACAGCAAGCCAAUUCAACUAUUAGAUUAUCAAAAGAAAAUGUUCUAAUUUUAAAUGACAUAAUUCAGAAUCAAACUGGCAAAAUUCCUAAUUUACACAAGCUUAAUAAAUCAUUAGCGACUAUAUUCACAACUCCUCAAUUUUAUGUUUAUCAACCAACUACAUGA